This is a messenger RNA of Xenopus laevis (African clawed frog), 2658 nucleotides long. Its product is annotated as nuclear envelope phosphatase-regulatory subunit 1. The record is from RefSeq and is a predicted model, not a curated record. The transcript is spliced from 6 exons. Lineage: Eukaryota; Metazoa; Chordata; Amphibia; Anura; Pipidae. Bases 141 to 518 code for a protein of 125 amino acids.
AAUAGUGGUAGGGUUUACAUUUUUUUAAGGAAGCACUGGAAUUAAUACAUGGUCUCGUCUCGUAAUAGCUUGGUUUAAGACAAUAGACUGCAGUGCUGCGAAUAAUUAUAUUGAGUUUGUCUGUGGUUACGGAAGCAGAAAUGAACUCCUUAGAGCAGGCAGAAGAUCUAAAAGCGUUUGAAAGAAGACUUACUGAAUACGUUUCAUGUUUACAGCCUGCUACAGGACGUUGGAGAAUGAUACUUAUAGUGGUCUCUGUUUGCACUGCCACGGGGGCAUGGAAUUGGCUAAUCGAUCCAGAGACCCAAAAGGUGUCAUUCUUCACAUCUUUGUGGAACCAUCCUUUCUUUACUAUUAGCUGCAUAACUCUAAUUGGUUUGUUCUUUGCCGGCAUCCACAAAAGAGUAGUGGCUCCGUCAAUAUUAGCCGCACGAUGUCGAACUGUCCUGGCUGAAUAUAACAUGUCAUGUGAUGAUACUGGAAAGCUAAUUCUAAAGCCAAGGCCUCAUGUCCAAUGACCAUCUUUAUCUUUCUAACAUUGGAAAGAAAACUCUCAGAAAGUAAUGUCACGUGAAAGAGUUCCAGCAAACUAAAAGCGUGCAGCAUCAGCUGGAUCUAUUCCAUUUCUGGAGGAGCUGUUUAAUACACUUGAAUCAAUAGACCUUAGAAAUUCUGCACACAGGGGUGUUUCACCUUCAAGUUAACUUUUACUAUGUUAUAGAAUGGCAAAUUCUAAACAAUUUUUCAAUUGGUCUUCAAUAUUUAUUUAUUUAUUUUUUAUUGCCCCUGCGAGUGCUAGGCUGUCUGCAAUGGGAGGGAUAUGGUUCCUGUGCAAGUGGCCAUGCAUGCGCAUAAUGAUAGAAUCUCCCCGCUUGCUCAUUAUAUGUAUGCACCUCACAAACUUAUGCCACACGCAUGCACAUAAGAGCGAGUUGUGACCUUUAAAGUAAGGCUGGAAAAUGUAUCUCAUAAUAUUUAUUUUAUUUUUGUAUUAUAUUAUAUAUUUUCAUUGUGUAUACUUUUGUAAUGCCAGGGUCUUAAUGUGUGUAACUGAAGUUUAGGGAGUUUAUAUUUCAAAUAAUGAUGCUGUCUGUGCAUUUAUACCUAAAAGGUCCAAGAGUAUUACACGCUAUUUUCUUUUUAGAAUGAUCAUAUUUUUAUUGACCAAGACAGCCAAAUGAAAAUCUGGUCUGAUUUUAAGUCACUAUUCUACCUGUAAACUAUAUUUGUGAUAUAUGUUUUUAGAGUGGGAUGUUUAUAUUUUAAUUUCAAAUGUUUAACCUUUUCUUUAGGUUUCUUGACAAAUUUUGACGUUUCAUUUUUGUCUUAAAUAACUUCCUAUUAGCAAAGGGAAUAUAAAAAAUGUGCUUUUGUUAUUUGUUCUAAUUAAAGUUUUUUUUUUUUGAAUUUGUUAAUGCUAUGUAGGAACCUCCUUUUGGUCUCUAAUCCUUCUUAUGUGCUUAUGAGAGAAUCUAAAUCAUAAUUACAUUGCACAAAAUAUUCUCAUCCCAUUCUCUCCAUUACAUGGGGUUGAUCUGUGGAGAAUUUAAGUUAAAAUAACUUGGACAAAUAUGUAGCAAGUCUUGAUCAAUACAGCAACAUACUGGACCAGGUAUGGGGCCAAAACAGUGCCAUUCCUGAUUCAUAUCUGACUUGGCAGGCUAAGACUGCUUUAAGCGAUUGCAUUAAAGCAAUGCGUAUCUUGACAGCGCUAUAUAAAUAAAUGAUGAUUAUAACUCAUUCAGAGCAAUGCAUUGGUAAUUCUGAAGUGAUGUAUGGUACUUAACUUGUUACAGCACAGUAAACAAGUAAUAGUAAAAGAAGCAAAAUGCCUAAACUACAGCUGUUCUUUUAUCGUCCCAUUUAAAGGUUAAGGGAAAUCUAAAUCACUGGGGUAUGCCAAAUGUUAGGCACACCCCGUGAUUGUAAUCACAUACAACCCUGAAACCCUGGGCCAGUGCUCCUGUAAGCAAAAAAAAAAUACACUGACCUGAUGAGCACCAAGGAAUGAUCCUCUUCUUCCACUUUUUUCUUUAACAAACUUCAAUGCAGAUGCAUGCAAAGUUAAGAGUGUAAUAGCCAUCUAUCUUUGUUAAAGUUUUCACCCCACUGCACAAAGAAAGAAGCAGGUAAAUAAUUGCUCCAUCCUUGGUGCUUGCACAAAAGUAUCCCAGGCCUGUGCAGUUUUCUGCCAACAGCAACACCAGCCCGGGGUAUCAAGUAAGUGAUUUGAUCACCAUUUGGCACCUCAGUGAUUUAGACUUUCCUUCUCCUUCACAGAUUAAGUACAUGUCUUUAGAUAUAUCUUGAGUUGCUGGCGAUGGCGGUUAGUAGUGUUUUAUUUUUACAUUUUUGACUUAAUGUGUCUGAAAACUAUAUAAAUGUUUGGACUUUUUAUUAAAAAAUACAAAGCAGAUGUUUGAGUAAAAUCAUUUUUCAUAUUGCUACUGGGGCUUCACUUGUUAAGAUAUUGAUAUUUUCUUUUCCUUUUUAUGAAGUAUGUGCCGAUUUGCAGAACAGGUAGAUUUAUAACAAUGUCUCCACCAAUUUUAGGGUUAUGUAUUUUUUAAGUAUAUUUAAAUAGUGCAAAACUGACAGCAUGAUAGAUUGUUGCAAUUAUUUUCACACUUCACAAUAAAUGCUAAUUUUUUGUUUGCA